Molecule: messenger RNA, 8030 nt
Organism: Mya arenaria
Lineage: Eukaryota; Metazoa; Mollusca; Bivalvia; Myida; Myidae
Product: pleckstrin homology-like domain family B member 1
Exons: 14
Coding region: 16-4719 (1567 amino acids)
Source: RefSeq, a predicted model, not a curated record
ACUGUUUGCGAAACCAUGUCCAACUUUAGGGUAGUUGCUCAAGCGGAAUUCAGCCAUACCGGACGUUUAUCAGACUGCAGCAUGAAUCUACCAUGGUUCCGGCUACCUCGAUCACACACGGUCACCGCACGACGUCGACCCGAGGUCCUCUCCGCAGGUCACAUGGCAUAUACACAUAUACAGCUAGUGCAGAACUUGGAGAGCAACCCAGAGUAUCUGAGGAUGAUCUCGAGCGCAGCGGAGGAGACGGCCUCACAUCGCAGACGGUCGGCUGAACAAUCGCCACAUUCCUCAUCUGUUGAAUCACCACUGGUCGGCGAGGAGGAGGAGGAAUUCCUAAAUAAAGUGUGCAAGUUUGAGCUUAUAGCGCGGGGCAAACCAACGUCUCCUACAGUUAAGAGUCCUACUGGAAAAUCCGGUUCGGGAAAGUUUUUUAUAUCCUCUCCAGAUACAAGGAGCUCUGGAAGGCGCUCCGGUGAAAGUUUGCAGAAUUAUCCUGGUGAAAAAUUGUUUACCAAAGAUACUGCUACAACAAGGGUCUCUGCUAGUUUCCUUACGCCAAAUAAAUCGCCGAAACCCGAAGUGACUUACCAGGAUGUAACUUCUCCUUCAGCUGGAAAUUUUGGAAGUGUUUCGUCUAGAAGAAAGUCGAGCGAAGCUAGAAAAUCUUUAACGAAAAGUGUUGAAAGUCCAAAAGGGAGUAUAACGGGAGCGAGUCCAAGCUCUUCAACGAACAAUGUAUUCUUUAGCUCGCCAAUUUCGCCAGUAAGGAAAACUGAGGUUGAAACUUCUCACUUUUUUGAACAUUCUAGUUCCCCAAAGUCCUCUGUAAUACAGUCUGUGAGUAAAUCACCUAUUGUACCUAGUAGCCCAAAACCUGUGAUUACCCCACCCACACUUAAUGUGGAACUUGUAAGAAAUGUGGAUGGUGUAAGUGGGAAGAACAUAACCAAAGGUGCUAUUUCUAAUUCUAAUGCUGUAAAGUCAGGUUCAGUCAAUGCUCAAAAUAAGGGAAAUGGACUUUUAUCAGUGCAAAGAGAUGAGAAUGUGUCUCGACACACAUUCGAUGGAAUAGACUUUGAUUUCAAUGAACUCACUGAGAGUCAAAAAGAUUUGACUCUAAAACACAGAGAAAUUGUUGCAGAAAGGAAACAAGAGCAAGAAAUGGAACGGCUUGAGAAAAUUCGCCUUGAGGAGAUCUUGAGCAUGUGUGCAGAAUAUGAACAACAGAUCGAAGACGAGAAUAACCACUUGGUUAAAAAGCAGAAGGAGCAUUUCUCCUCAACUGACCUAGUGACUCCUCCAAUUCCUCCUCUACCUCUGCAAUACCAGCAUUUACAACAAGGAUUACCCCUUUAUGGGCCUCAAAUAGCCCCUCCUGGGUCCCCAGGGUCAUUUCAAGGUCACAGUUCUAUCAAGAGAGGUCAAGGUCAGGGAUUUAAUCAGGGCCAGAACUUUUCUUUUAAUCAUGGCCAAAAUGUUCCUUAUGAAAAGUCUUUUGGUCAAGGUCAGGGACAGACUUCAAAUGGUAGCCAAGGAUAUGCAGUUUCUAGUCCAAGGUCGCCAUUACCACCAAAUGGCCUUGACAUUGGUACACAGUCCUUGGAUAGAAGAGAUGGUGGUUUAAAAUCGGAACAUAGAAGUUCCAUGACCAAUAAAAUAAUGACAAAUGGAUCUCUUACAAUGCUUAACUCUCCAACAAACACUCAUAAAGACUUUACCUACGGAUUUCAGAUGCGAAAAUGUGGAUCAAACUCCUCAAAUUCAGAAGAGGAAUCAAUCUGUGGCAGUUCGGAAGAUACUGGUACAAUAAAACGGCGACCAAACUCAAAUCAGGGGUCAGUUGGUACAGAAAGGUCACUGAGUCCAAGGACAACUCCCAGAAGUCCAUUAACUGUUCAGGCUCCUAAAUAUAGCAGCCAAGCAACUGCUACCAACCUCUCAGGAUCAGGAGCCAGAUCUGACCAAUCACAGUCAUCGUUACAUAGCACCUCUCCCGGAUCACCACUUUAUGUUGUAUCUCCUUCAAAAUUAAAUCUAUCUCAUAGCCAAUCACCGAAUACGAAACAUAAUGAUUUGGAUGAUGAAUUUUCUAUGCAAUUUAAGAUAGAACCUUUAAGGCUCACAAACAUCAGUGUGGAAUUUGUUGAAAAGAAACAAUUUGACAGUAUAGAAACAGGUAGCCACAGUUCUAAUCACAGUGAGCCAGAGUGUGAUCUUCAUGUAGAUGAAAAUGCAUGUGAACUUAAGGUUCAUGAACCAGUUUCAAGCAAAGACUACCCUGGAAAUUUUAGGGAUGGUAAUAGCUUUACGUCAUCGGUUAGUGAUCACAGAAACACAAGUAAUGAUAGUUUCGGGAGCAGGAAUUCGGAGCCUGAAUCAACAUUUGCCAUAGGUGCUAGCUACAGUCCAAAACUUCCAAAAAGCACGGACCAUCAUGAUUAUGUUAAUAUUCCAAUAAAUCCUGAAAAAUAUGCCGACCAUGCAAGAUACGCCCACGUGCACGAGCAAAUGAGAAAUGAAACUCACUCGAACAGUGGAAGUACGAGUUCCUCGAGUGUAUCCACAGUUUGCGCACCAAGUUAUAACGGAUUUAUAAACAAUAUUCUCUCCAGUGGUUCGCCACGAUCUUCGCUGAGUGAAUCAAAGUCUUCGAGUUUUGAAAACAUCACUCCGAUGAACAGCGACUCUGAAUUUCUUGUUCCGAGGAAGCAGGGUUCCAGAGCAUCUUCAACUGCAACUACAGACUCUAGCGAAUGCAGUUGGGGAACUGUUGAUGAAGUGGACCCUUAUCAGCAACUUCAGAGGUUGAAAGUCAACAAACACGACCUUCUUCAGAAGAUCACAACCUUGAAACAGCAGAUUAUCGAUAUCGAGAAUCAGGAAGAUGAGGCUCUACGAGGGAUGGAGAUGGAACGAGCUCUACUGGAUGGGGAACAUCACAACGAGAUGGGAAAACUCCAGGAAGAUCAGGAGAAAAUCCUCGAGCUUCGACAAAAACAGAACAUGCUCAUGGAGAAAGCCUCUAGACAGAGAGAAAAGGAGAUAGCUGUGAUAGAAAGAGAGAGACAGAAGCUUGAAGACCUAGAACUCUACAAAGCCGCCCUUGAAAAACAGCUGGAGACAUGUGCCUCUGAGGAACAGGCGGGACUCCUUGAUAAAAUACAACGCCAGAAAGAGCUUGUCGACAACCAGAGGAAGGUCUUUGAUGAUCUUGAGUUUCAGCAGCUGGAGUCUGAGGCUAAGUUUGAGGAAGAUCGGGAGCAAGUACAGAGGCGACUGUUGUCCGACCAGAACACACUUCUCACCAGCUACAGAAACAGAGAGGACAGUUUACAACAGAUCUCGCAACAACAGCGGGAAACUAUGCUGGGUGUGAAACGGGAAAUGGACAGCUAUGAACAGGAGAGGCAGGCCGCUAUACAACGAUAUCGCAAGGAAAAGCAAGCUUUAAAAGACCUUCAGAAUCGAAUGAACGAACUUAAAGAAUCUAUGUCAAAAAAUAAUGAGGAGAAGAAAUCCGAAGAAGAAGAUGAUGAUAAACUUUCUGUUGAUAUGGAAUCGCACAUUGAGGAGAGAGACAGUGACCUGCGUCGUAAAAUUGAGGAAUAUCUUCAAUCACCGACUACUAGAAACAACAAUGCCUUCAAAGCCUUAGAAAGUGCCAUUCAAAAUGCAAGCAGCAUAACGUACGGCCUUCCGCCAUUAUCGCCAACGUCGCCGCAACCGAUUCCAUCUCAUUUGCGUUUGCAUUCCGAUUAUCCCUCGUCAGGUGAGCGAAAGAAAUCGGCUACUCUCCUAGAGAUUGAGAGAAACCACUAUCUAUUCCUGGAAACACAGGGAGGAAAUGUUAUCGAGCAUGAAAAACGGCGAAUCGAGGAGCUCCGUCGUCGAGCGGCUGAUGAGGGGCGCGCACAAUGGGAAGAGAAGAAGUUACGCGAGGCCAACUGUAAAAGCUUCAACUCCAUCGAGUCCGAGGAUUCCAGUAUUUCAAGCAGUUGUGAGACGCCGUCAGAUCGGGAAAUUAGUGUGAGCAGUGGUGAGGACAACUUGGAGAAGCUACAAGAGCUGGAGAAGCUGUUGGCUCAGGCCCAGGUGGAGAAAAUGAGGCUGAUGGAGGACCAGAUGAAAUCUCGCGAACAUGAGAUGUUGGCUCUACACGAGGAGCGUGCUAAACGGGAGGAAUUGGAGCGGAAACUUCGUGAAGAGACAAUGUUACGAGAGGAGCUGGUCACUCAACAGGUGAAAUAUCGGGAAAAACAGAAAAUACAGGCCCGUCCAUUGACGCGUUACUUGCCAGUUCGAAGUUCAGAAUUUGAUCUGAAAGUUCAUAUAGAAACUGCCGGGCACCAUUUAGAUAUGUGUCCACAUGUUGUAGUGAACAAUAAUAGUGCUAGAGGAUUUCUCGUCAAAAUGGGUGGGAAGAUAAAAACUUGGCAUAAACGUUGGUUUGUGUUUGAUAGAACGAAAAGAUCUCUUGUGUAUUACACGGACAAAAGUGAAUCGAAGCCACGUGGUGGAAUUUACUUUCAAGCAAUCGAGGAAGUGUAUGUAGAUCAUUUAAAGUCUGUGAAAAGUCCGAACCAAAAACUUACUUUCUGUGUUAAAACUUAUGAACGGACUUAUUAUCUUGUUGCGCCAUCUCCAGAAGCAAUGCGAAUAUGGAUAGACGUUAUAUUCACGGGCGCCGAGGGAUAUCAACAGUUUAUGCAAUCUUAGUACAUUUGUUAAGUUCGCUGUAAUAUAUAGUAUGAAAAUUGUUAUAAAUAAGCAGAACUUAAAAUGCAUUUCUAUCAUUUUUUUCACUUCACAUUUUUCUUACCAUAAUUUUUCGUUAAAAGCUUUAACUGUUUAAUAUCAAUAACAAAACCUGAAUGAUAGAUUUUUGAAAUCUCAUAAUGUUUAGAUUAUGCUAUUUUUAUCAAUAAUCAUUAAAGAAGUCAUCUUUUAAGUUUUCAAUGUUUUAAUACUCGUUUUGUAUCUAUAGUAAGAUUUACCAAAGUUUUGAACCUGAAUUAUAGUUUUGGAUUUUCUUAUGUGUUAUUUUAAUAUUUUUGUUUUAAAAGUCAAAAAUAAAAUUGCCAUAAAUGAGGCUAAGUUAAGCGUUUUAACAUGGUUUUGUGCUGAUGCUAUUUAUUUGCGUAUUAUGCUGAAAAACUUACUCUUCCCUUCUCUGUUAUGAAGAUAUAUAUGUUAUUUAACAGUGGGUUUUUACCUUGCUUCCAGGCCCAUGGAAUUGUGAAAAUACUGACAAAAUGCCUAAAAUUGUGAAUUUACCAUAUUAUAUUUUAAAAAUUAUGAAACAAAGCAAAGCCCCUAUAAACAUCCUGGGUUUGAAGAAUUUUAAGAGAAGAAGCAUGCAUUUAGACAUCACUGGACAAGCUGACUUGUUAAGAGUUUAAAAUAAAUAAACAUAAGUAGGUUUGUGAAUUUUGAGUUUGAUUUUUGUGAAUAAAGUAUACUUUUUGGGAAUGUGAAAUUGGGCCAAGUUUUGGGUCCUUUUUUAAGUCAGAAAAAAACAACACACUGCAUAAGUACACUUUCACAGUGAAGAAAUAAUUGUCGAGACAACUUUUUCAAGACUGUUUUCCGAUAUUACUAGAAUAUUUCUAGGAAAGCUGUUGAGGAGUGUGUGCAAAUUUGUACUAACAGUGGAGAGGUCAAGAAACACUAUUUGCACUUUGUAGCUUCCUGUUAGAAGAAGUUGCAGUUGCCCUUAAAGUUGUUUGGGAAACCUGUUAUUUUACGGGAAUGGGAAGAUUUACGGACCCUCGAAAAAAAGUUUUCCAUGUAUUUUUGUCACUGCCGUUGAUCUUGCACCUACAUAUAGUAUGUAGUUCACAGCCUGUACACAUGUCACGCUGCAAACUUCUACAAAGAUGAUGAACCACAUAGAGAGUUACAUCACACAUUCACUUACAAAUAUAGCUUGGCCACCUGUCUACUAAUGCAGGCUUAUUAAGUUUCUAAGCUUAUAUACAACUUUCUGCAAUGUGUUAGCUGAAAAAUUAUUUGACUAAAAGUGUCUUAAAUUUAUAAUUUAAUAAAGUGAAAUCCUCCUGCAAAAUGUUCUUUAGAUGAGUUUAAAACUGUGAUCAAAUUAAAUGUUCAUGUUUCUUUAGUUGUCAUAAAGAUCAAAGUUCAUUGAAACUUACAAAUUGUUUUGAUUAGGGUGUGAUAAUUAUAACAUUGAGCUAAAAUUUCAGCGGGUAGAAUGUGUUUUUAUUUUUUUUCCUUGUGCAUUUCAUUUUGUUUUAAACUUAGACUAGUUAAUUUGUCAGUGCUAAUUGAUUCUUGCCAUGUUUACUCCAAAUUGAUGUAUUUCCAAAUAGAAGGAUAGUCGGAAAGGGCCUAUCAAAAACACCUGCAUGCAUGUGAUUCCAUAUGGCCUAAAAAAUAAUGUUUGUUUCUGGUUUUCAUGCCCCCACUAAAUACAGUGCGCAAAAUACUUGACUCUGAUUGGCUUGAAGCAAUAAACUUCAUGUACAUGUAUAAACAAAAUUUAAACAUAGAUUCAAAUGAAAUGUGUUACUGUUAUCUGUUAUUGUUUUAUUUGAUACCAUUGGUAUAAAAUGAGGUCAGACAAAACGAAAUGUUGAUUCCAAAUCCUGUACAAAACUAUCUGCUCAUACAACUUUUAAUAUUAGGCCUUCGCAAGAAGUCAUAGAAACUUUGGGAAAUUAAAUUUAAAGUUUUAAAUGAACUGCAUGCUAUUUUAUUUAAUUCAAAAGAUGAGCUGAACAUAUUUUUUAUGGCCUUACUAUGUGUGUUAACUUUUAGAAAUGUUGUUAAAUAUUUGCUGAUAAUCCUGGGCUUAAAUGUUUCAGUUCCGAUGUGAUAGAUUGUAUAUGUGUAUUAAGAUUUUGUUUAACAACAGUGGUGACCAAAUACAUGAAUUUGGAGGGCUCAGCACAAAUAACGUCACCCAUCCCCUGAGCUCGUGAUUUUUUGUUGUUUCAAAAGUGUCUGCAAAUAAUGGAAGUUUUAUAUGUAAAUAAUAGAACGAUUAAUAUAUUUUAAAAAUACUUUAUAUCCCCUUUGCUAAAUGUUUGAAUAACUUUAUUUUUAUACAUGAACACUCUUAUUUAGUUUUAUAUGAAAUUUUUUAAUUUUUUAACUUUUUAAUGAAAGUUUUGUAUAACUAUCUUCACUGUCCAACAUUGUUGGGAAGACUUUGUUUUAUUGCUGUAAUAGUGUCACAUUGUAUUUACCAGUAAGAGUAAGACACAAAAUGAAAUGGUAAACCAACAUAAGGUAAAAUAUUUUAAUAAAAUUUCUCUUAAGCACUUACUAUAGGAGCUAUUGCCUCUUAAGUGAUUACAUUGUACAUACAAAAUGAGUGGUGCCCAGCAGAAAUAAGUCUAAGCGAAAAUGUGAUGUAAGCAAGAAAUAUGAUAUCAUAGUGUUGUUGUUUUUAAAAACCCAUGUUGAAACGUUUCUUUUUUAUGUAAAGCCUAUUGGAUCUGACAUAACCCCCCACCCCCCCGAUAACUCAAAAUCUUCCUGUUUGACCCAUUUCUGCUAGACUCUGUUCACUAUGCAGCUCAACACAUAUGACAAUAACCAGCAAGCUUGGUUGUGACUUAUAUCCAUUUGACUUGAUACACACCAUUAACAGGUCUGCUUGAUGUAGAAAACGAGUAAUACAACACACUAGAUUAUACAUUGUAAGUCAUGUGAAAAAUCCCCAAACUUCAUGUGACAAUUUAUUCAAUGGUGUUUAACUUUAUAAUAGGCCUAUUCGCAGAAACUGUUUUAGACAGAUUUUGCACCAUCAUUGCUACAAAGAACAUCCAAUUUUUGGAUAGUUUGAGUCAUGAUUUCAUUGGUUUGAAUCAGAAACUGAACUAUCCAAGCGAAAGAUAAUGCAGAGUAAGAUGCAGCGACAUGCGGUUUCUGCGAAAAGGACUAGAAGCUAUAUACUGUAUACAUUGUUUGCAUUUUGUAUACUUCUUUAAUAAAUAAGUUUCUUGUUUUAAUGUUGUGUACCCAAGUCAGCUUUCAUAGUAAAAAUAAAAUGAAAAACAUUG